UGAGGACUGAAGACGCUGAGAAUGAAUGGGCAGCAAGAAACACAGUGCAAGCAAUAGAGAGAGAGAGAGAGAGAGAGAGAGAGAGAGAGAGAGAGAGAGAGAGAGAGAGAGAGAGAGAGAGAGAGAGAGAGAGAGCAAGCAAGAGAGAGAGCGAGAGGAGGAGUGAGAGUAUUUUGAGAGUCAGCAGCGAGGACGCAGAAAGUCUACAAGCUCACAUCACCACGAGAGCGCGUGAGGCAGAGCAGACACCCGGCUACUCUGACAACUGAGACACAGGACAAGAGCCCCAAAGAGAGAAAGAGAGAGACGGACACAGGAGGAAGAGUACGUAGAGGAAGAGAAGGACAGAGAAGACAUCCAUCCUUCCACCGGUUUUACCCUCUUCCCCUCCGCAGUCAUGAUCCCUUGGCUUCUUUUGUUCCUGUGGAUCUCCGGACAUGGAGCGGAGGCCAUGUUUUCCCAGGAGCCAAAGGAUGUGGUCGUGGUGGCAGGUCAGCCGGUGACGUUACCAUGCACCAUCCCUGGAUAUCACGGCAUUGUCUUGUGGAUCAAAGAUGGCCUGGCUCUGGGAGUGGGACGAGACCUUGCUGGUUAUCCACGUUACACAGUGAUUGGCGACCACGUCUCAGGGGAGCAUCAUUUGCGCAUCCAACGUGUCGAGCUGAUGGACGAUGCAGUGUUUGAGUGCCAGGCUGUCCAGGUUGCCAUGAGGUCCCGUCCUGCCCGACUCACUGUGCUGGUUCCUCCCGAUGACCCGGUCAUCAGCGGGGGGCCAGUAGUGAGCCUGAGAGCAGGUGACCCGCUCAACCUGACUUGCCAUGCUGACAACGCCAAACCUGCAGCCUCAAUCAUUUGGAUCCGUAAUGGAGAGGUCCUUAAUGGGGCCACAUACCCCAAGGUAAGUGCAGAGCAAUUGCUUCACGACGGCAGGAAAGAAAGCAUUGUGAGCACACUCCACCUACCUCCAUCCAACAUUGAGACUGGUCAGCAGAUCAUCUGUAAAGCCUCCAAUAAGGCAGUACCCAACGGCAAAGAGACCAGUGUCACAAUUGAUAUUCAGCAUCUCCCACUUGUCAAUCUCUCGGUGGAGCCUCAGCCUGUGCUGGAGGGCAGUCUCGUGAAAUUCCACUGCUCUGCAAAGGCCAACCCUCCGGUUACCCUUUACAGGUGGGCCAAAGGAGGAAGUAUAAUGAAGGAUGUCUCAGGGGACACAUAUGAGGGCAUCGUGGAUCACUCCUUCUUCACAGAGCCUGUUUCGUGUGAAGUUACCAACUCUCUGGGCAGCACCAACAUCAGCCGCAAUGUCGAUGUCUACUUUGGUCCCCGCAUGGCGGCAGAGCCCCAGUCCCUGCAGGUUGAUCUCGGAUCAGACGCCAUUUUCAACUGUGCCUGGACCGGAAAUCCCUCUCUUACAAUUGUGUGGAUGAAAAGGGGUUCUGGAGUGGUUCUUAGCAACCAGAACCUACUGACACUGAAAUCGGUGAGACAAGAGGAUGCUGGGAAAUAUGUUUGUCGCGCUGUUGUCCCACGUGUCGGAGCAGGGGAGAAGGAGGUCUCGCUUACUGUCAAUGGGCCACCGACUAUAUCCAGUACGCAGACUCAGCAAGCGUUACAUGGAGAGAAAGGACAAAUCAAAUGCUUCAUUCGAAGCACACCUCCACCAGAUCGCAUUGCCUGGUCAUGGAAGGAAACUGUUCUGGAAUCUGGUACCUCUGGGCGCUACACUGUAGAGACCGUAAACACAGAAGAGGGCGUCAUUUCCACUCUGACCAUGAGUAACAUCGUCCCAGCUGACUUCCAGACCAUCUACAACUGCACCGCCUGGAACAGCUUCGGCUCUGAUACAGAGAUUAUACGCCUUAAGGAACAAGGUGGGAGCCAAGAAUCUCUGCCAGUGGCUGUGAUCAUCGGCAUCGCCGUGGGAGCUUUCGUGGCCCUCAUUGUGCUAAUGGGCACCAUCGGCGCAUUCUGCUGCACCCGCUCCCAGAGAAAGGAAGUGCACCUGGUUAUGCCCUCACUGCCCGUCUCCAUCUGUGCUCACCAGAGAGAACUUGCAAGCAAAAUUAAGACAGAAAAUCUGAAAGGAGUCGUGUCGGCGAAAAACGACAUCCGGGUGGAGAUUGUGCACAAGGACCACAACGCGGCGCGAGAAAAUGAAGAACACAACUCCAUGAAACAGCUGAUGGUGAGUGUUGAACGAGGCGAGUUCCAGCAGGAAUCCGCUCUGAAGCAGCUGGAGGUUUUACAAGAAGAGGAGAAGGAGUAUCAGCACAUUAAGGACCCUACAAAUGGCUAUUACAGUGUCAAUACCUUCAAGGAGCAUCACACGCCAACAAUGACAGGCAAUCAAACUACUGAAGCGAGGAACCCCACCAACACAGGUACCCUUGGCAAGCAGAGGGUACCAACAGGCAUGUCCUUCACCAACAUUUAUUCCACUUUGGGAGCCGGCCCCAACCGACUGUACGACUACAGCCAACGCUUUGUGCUGGGCAUGGGCAGCAGCUCCAUUGAGCUGUGCGAGCGGGAGUUCCAGCGUGGCUCGCUCAGCGACUCCAGCUCAUUCAUUGACACGCAGUGCGACAGCAGCAUCAGCAGCUACAGUAAGCCGGACGGCUACGUGCAGUUUGACAAAGACAGCAAGGCGUCAGCCUCUUCCUCGUCCCACUAUUCCCAGUCCUCCUCGCAGAACUCUGACCUCACGCGGCCCCUCCAGAAGCGCAUGCAGACCCACGUCUGACCUCUACAGAGGGCGCGGGUGUUUGGAUGGGAGCGUAACAAGCAGCUAGGAUUGUAAAACUUUUUAUAGAAUCAGCCAACGAGAAGUCCUAGAGGAUCAGUGUUACUGAGUGUUUUUUUUAUGGAUGCCCCACCAGGCUGGGACUACUGUGCUUAAUGCACCAUGUAACUUGCUUAAACUUCUCAAUGUCCCAAAAAAAAAAA
Messenger RNA from Austrofundulus limnaeus, 2943 nucleotides. RefSeq names its product kirre like nephrin family adhesion molecule 3b (gene kirrel3b). The coding region runs from base 398 to 2740 and encodes 780 amino acids. Gene Ontology annotation, biological process: cell-cell adhesion; synapse assembly. The record is from RefSeq and is a predicted model, not a curated record. NCBI's taxonomy places the organism in Eukaryota, Metazoa, Chordata, Actinopteri, Cyprinodontiformes, Rivulidae. Gene Ontology annotation, molecular function: cell adhesion molecule binding. The transcript has 17 exons. Gene Ontology annotation, cellular component: cell-cell junction; plasma membrane.